AUGGCUGUCAUUCCUCGAAAAGUCCUGCGCCCUCGUGGUGACGAUUCGGGUCGGACAUUCUCCAUCAUUUUUGCCAUCAUCGCCUUUCUUGUUGUCCUUGGGUGUGUGAUCUGGGGCAUUAUCCUCCCGAAAUAUCGAAAGAAACGGGGCACUCGUCUGGGUCGAUAUUCAGUGACGCGCCGUUAUCCAGCUUUCAGCUCUCCUCCUCGAUUUCCGAGCCAUCCAGCCCUGCUGCGUGGGUUUCACAAACAACCUCCCAUUCCUGUCCAACGAUAUGACCCGAGAGUUGAAAGUCCUUUCCCCAACAGUCCAGCACCCGUUCACACAGCCCAUGGUACUGUCCAAGCAGACUCAGUCAAGCCAGCCGUCCAUACCUAUGAGCUUUUGACUCCACCUCAAUGCUGGCCUUCAACAAGAAAUCACAUGCAAACCAUGCCACAAAGCCACUUGCGAGCAGCAAGAGAAGGCGUAGGGGUUGACCCGCGGGACUUCACCACAUUCGGAGGGAAGCAUGAUUACAUCCUACCGGUUCCGGAACCUCUUGUCUUGAAACCAAGACCUGCAGGAAGACCACCUCCCCUGACGAGGCAACUGGACCGAUUUCCUUUGCCUUUCAGCUCCAGCCGAAAAGGAGGACUUGUCCAUCCUGCCAAACUUUUUCAAGAGUUGGAAUUGAGAAACUCAGAGUCUACUACAGACACGUUCGGAACACCUUCUCCAGCACCUCAACAUUCUGGUCAUCCGACUGCAGUAGAAAUGUUAGUGAUGAGACCAUCCGCAAACUGCCGGACCGCUCCUGGAAAUAUUCCGCGCGAGUUGCACAAACCUGAGGGAUGCAGAGGACACGAUGCGCAACAUAUUGGCCCGGUGUCAGUAACAAAUCUCCAAUCCAAGAAGUGUGACGCGACAGGAACACCAAAGGCGAAGUACCCGCGCAAGCAGGAGGGGUUGGAAAGGAUGGGUACAUUGACAAGACCAAAGACUCCUGUGUCGGAAAUCAGAGAUUGGUUCGAUCGAGCAGCGAGCAAUGCCAACAAGGAGAAAGAUCCAUCCAAGCCUUACACACCGUCCACCAAUCCCUUCACAACGCCUGGACGUACAUCGACGCCUCUGACUUCACCAACGCAGUCUGCGAAGAAGUCACAGGUUCUGGCAACACCGUCGCGGCCAAAAGGUUUUGCCCCUCGCAUCAACGCGCCAUCACACAGCCACCGGAGAACCCCCAGUUCUGUGAUCCUCCCGUCCCCCGAAAAACUCCAUGUGUUGCAGCAGGCGGCACCGAGCAAACACAAGGUAGCCAAAGGGUCUCCUGCGAAAGUUUUCAAACGGCGCUCAAAUUCGGUACGUGCCAAAAUCGUGUCAUGGUCCCAGCUACGACCCACCAAGCGAAUCUCGCGGCGUUACUCUGCUUCGUCGCUAUCGACCAUUUUCAAACCGAUCUUGAACACGACGAGCAAGCACAGCCGGGGCACGUCUAGCAUAUAUAGCCGUGACGUGAGAGAAUUGAGUUUCACAGGAGGGCUAGAUCGUCAAGGAGGAGACGUCGAGAACAACGGUCAACUUGUAUCCGGGUUGCCGGCAGGGAAGGGCAGUCACUUGCCACACAAACCAUCGGCAUCUAUUGACCAUCUGAAGUCCAAGAUUGACAACUGGGACCUUCACACAGGCGACCUGGAUGUGUCCAUGAUGCCUCGAUCAACCAUCAAACGGUCGGUUUCGGAUUCUGGGCUUCGUUGUUCGACUUCGCGCAAUUGCGAUGAACUUCACACAAGCGGGCAGGUCGCUGGCGAGAUACCACAUGAAGGUCCCCGCAAAUCCAUUCCGCUCAUUCAGAUUGGGCGAUCCAGCGACGACGUCUUUGGGAUCGAAGCAGAUGGAUUCCAACCUCACCAAGUGAGUAGAUUGAUGAACAAAAUUGGACAAUUCGAGGCAGCCCCAAUCGUUCUUGGUGGCCUGGGCCACGGCACCGCGCCAGGAGGUGGAGAGUGGAUUUGA
Fonsecaea nubica is the source of this 1995-nucleotide messenger RNA. RefSeq lists its product as hypothetical. The record is from RefSeq and is a predicted model, not a curated record. The transcript has a single exon. NCBI's taxonomy places the organism in Eukaryota, Fungi, Ascomycota, Eurotiomycetes, Chaetothyriales, Herpotrichiellaceae. Bases 1 to 1995 code for a protein of 664 amino acids.